This is a messenger RNA of Lytechinus variegatus (green sea urchin), 2027 nucleotides long. Its product is annotated as sodium-coupled monocarboxylate transporter 1-like. The transcript is spliced from 15 exons. NCBI's taxonomy places the organism in Eukaryota, Metazoa, Echinodermata, Echinoidea, Temnopleuroida, Toxopneustidae. Bases 1 to 1914 code for a protein of 637 amino acids. Gene Ontology annotation, biological process: transmembrane transport; sodium ion transport. Gene Ontology annotation, molecular function: symporter activity. Gene Ontology annotation, cellular component: membrane. The record is from RefSeq and is a predicted model, not a curated record.
AUGGACCAACAAGGACUCGAUUCAGGCCCCCGCUAUUUCAGCGUGUGGGACUACGUCGUCUUCGGAGCGAUGCUUUUCGUGUCCGCGUCCAUCGGUGUGUACUCUGCUUGCUCCGGCGGGAAGCAAAAGACGGCCGACGAAUUCCUAGUGGGUAAUCGAAAAAUGGGUAUUUUCCCUGUUGCGAUGUCCCUGGCGGUGAGCUAUAUAUCUGCAAUAGCUGUAAUAUCAAUGCCUGGUGAGAUCUACGUAUAUGGGACUAUGUUUUCCUGGAUGAUGGUGACAGGUGCCCUAGGAGAUGUCUUGUUUUGUCGCCUUUUCCUACCCAUUUUCCUUAGAAUAAACGUCAUUAGUAUUUAUGAGUUUUUUGAAAUGCGUUUCAACAAAGCUUUACGACUGAUAACAAACAUAGCUUUUUCAUCUUUUACGCUGUUCUAUUUGGGAUCUGUGGUCUACACACCUGCGAUAGUGUUGAAUGCAGUUACUGGGUUUGAUCUGUGGACAUGUAUUCUGUUGACUGGAGUAGUGUGUAUAUUUUAUACAUCAGUGGGUGGUUUGAAGGCAGUUGUGUGGACAGACACCGUCCAAGGAAUCAUCAUGAUCGUCGGUGUCGUCGCCCUGAUCAUCAAAGGCACCAUGGUGGUCGGCGGUCUCGACAAAGUUUGGCAAAUUGCUGAACAGGGCGAUCGGAUCCAGUUUCUCGAGGGGAACCCAGAUCCGAGGAUCCUAUAUACACUGUGGACUAUGUUAAUAGGAAGUACUAUUAACGGGGCAAGACCAAACCAAGUAGAGGUUCAACGCCUUAUUGCCUGUGGAACCAAGACCAGGGCCAUACAGGCCUUGUUCCUCGCGGUCCUCUUCAAGGGGAUAAUAUUUGCUUUGUGCAUACUCUCUGGAUUGGUAAUGUACGCCUACUACGUAAACUGUGACCCAUGGAAAUCGAAGGUCGUCUCGUCACGUGACCAGAUAAUGCCUCUCUUUGUGAUGGAGUUGUUUGCCAAGUUACCCGGAAUGCCUGGUGUAUUUUUAUCAUCAGUUGUCAGUGCUUCUCUGAGCACGCUAUCGUCUGGAGUAAAUGCACUGGCAGCUGUCACGGCAGAAGAUGGCGUGAAAGCAAUAUGGCCGAAUAUUAGUGAGCGAAACUACGCCAGAGUCGCCAAGAUAUUAGCUCUUGUGUACGGCAUAUUGGCAAUUGGCUUUUCUUUUUGUAUUAGUUUCAUGCAGUCCGGAAUCUUACAGGUAUGCAGACAUAUUGUCGGGGUGAUCUCUGGCGGGUUUCUUGGUAUCUUUAUCUUAGCUGUAUUCGUGCAUCGUUGUAAUUCAAAGGGGGCUGUUGCUGGGUUCGUAGCCAGUUUCAUUGUCAUGGUUUGGAUCAAGGUAGGAUCAAUCAUAUACCCCUCAUCAAGGGGCCAACUGCCUUUAUCGGUUGAAGGUUGUCCAGUACCCAAUGGCACAUACACGACCUACACCAGCCCAACCACAGAAUGGACUACGGCAACACUCCCAGGCUCAACCCAGGAACCAAUUUCGGAGGAAUUGCCAGCAAUUACCAACUUGUAUCAUAUUUCAUUCCUUUACUAUGGACUCAUCGGAACCAUAGUGUGUAUCAUCACAGCAAUGAUUGUCAGUUAUCUAACAGGUUUCCAAGACCCCGAGUUGAUUGAUAAUCGCCUGAAGAAUCACUUGACAGACGCCCUCUUCUGUUGUUUCCCCGGAAGUCUCAAACGGCGCAUGCGCUGUGGAUUUGACAAGAUCAGCUAUGGAGAGGAUGAUAAAUUACCAGUCGUUCAGGAAGAAAUGACAGAGGUCUACACCAAGAAAGAUGAGUUGGAUCAUAUUGAUGAUCACGACAACGAAUCCAUUAAUCAUAUUAAUGGGCAUGCAAGACCAACCACAAAUACAAUGGAUGCCAUCUAGAAAUGGGAAAACAUAGCCCAAUGAUAUGAGUGUAGCAUUCAUUAAAGAAGUAUCGUUACUAACGACCUCACAGUGAUUUCACACGACCUGCCUUACCCGGCAAUCAUUGGGGA